This is a messenger RNA of Chironomus riparius, 933 nucleotides long. The record is from the annotation of a GenBank genome assembly. NCBI's taxonomy places the organism in Eukaryota, Metazoa, Arthropoda, Insecta, Diptera, Chironomidae.
UAAAAAGUGAAAAAGUUUUUAAUUUAAUUCAUCCUAAAGUAAAUUAUAUAGAUUUUAGCAUAAGUGUUGAUAACAAUUAGUGUAUGUGCCGUUGUAUAUUAUUAAAUAAUGGAUGAAAAACAGCCUUUGCUGAAAAAUGAAAAUCAAGUUGAUGUCGAAAAUGCAGGUGGAGCAUUGCAACAACAGAAUACGACAAUAAGCUCGUCAAUAGGACCUGAUGAACUUCCACCACCGUACACAUCAAAUGAGGAGCGAGGAUUGCCUAUGGUGACAUGCCGAGUAUGUUCGGCUAUGAUUGAUAUCUCGUGGAAACGAGAACAGCAUGUGGUUAAGUGUAAUCAAUGUAAUGAAGCUACGCCAAUACGAAAUGCACCGCCGGGUAAAAAAUAUGUGAGGUGCCCAUGCAAUUGCUUACUAAUAUGCAAAAGCUCAUCCCAACGUGUUGCUUGUCCACGACCAAAUUGCAAGCGAAUCAUCAACUUAGCUCCAUCUCCUGUAACUCCACCAGUUCCUACAAUGCCGGGAAUGUGUAGGGUCACGUGUGGUCAUUGUCAUGACACAUUUCUUUUCAAUACAUUAACGAAUGCUUUGGCAAGAUGUCCACAUUGUCGAAAAGUGUCAUCCGUUGGAGUUGAAUUUGCCAAGAAUCGUAGUAAUGUAUAUCUCGCACUUGGAAUUCUAUUUCUAGCACUUGCCAUUGCUAUGCUUUGGGUGACAUAUUCAUAUGCUGGCGAGCACGGCGGAAUAUGGGUUGCGUAUUUUGCCAUGUUUUUAGUCGCUAUUCUACUAUUCGCCCGAACAUAUUACUAUCGUCGGAUGAAAGUGAGUGUCAUUGAAGGGCCAAUCUAAGAGAAUCGUAACGUAAAGAUUGUGGAGAAUAAAAGGAAGAAAAAAAAACUAUUGAGUCUCUCAAAUCAUAUUAGAUUGCACGUU